AUGUCAACAGCACCAAUUAAACAUGAAGGUUUCCUCACUAAAGAAGGUGGUGGUUUCAAAAGUUGGAAAAAGAGAUGGUUCAUUCUCAAAGGUGGUGAUUUAAGUUAUUAUAAAACAAAAGGUGAACUUGUACCAUUAGGAGUUAUUCAUUUAAAUACAUCAGGUCAUAUUAAAAAUUCUGAUCGUAAGAAAAGAGUUAAUGGAUUUGAAGUACAAACACCAUCACGUACAUAUUUCUUAUGUUCAGAGACAGAGGAAGAACGUGCAAAAUGGAUAGAGAUAUUAAUUAAUGAAAGAGAAUUAUUAUUGAAUGGUGGUAAACAACCAAAGAAAUCGGAAAAGGUAGGAGUUGCAGAUUUUGAAUUAUUGAAUUUAGUUGGUAAAGGUAGUUUUGGUAAAGUUAUUCAAGUUAGAAAGAAAGAUACUGGUGAAGUGUAUGCAAUGAAAGUUUUAUCAAAGAAACAUAUCGUAGAGCAUAACGAAGUCGAACAUACAUUGAGUGAGCGUAAUAUUCUUCAAAAGAUCAAUCACCCAUUUUUGGUUAAUCUCAACUACAGUUUUCAAACAGAGGAUAAGCUUUACUUUAUCUUGGAUUAUGUUAAUGGUGGUGAGUUAUUCUAUCAUCUUCAAAAGGACAAAAAGUUUACAGAGGAUCGUGUCCGUUAUUAUGGCGCAGAGAUCGUAUUGGCAUUGGAACAUUUACAUUUGUCGGGUGUCAUCUAUAGAGAUUUGAAACCAGAGAAUUUACUACUCACCAACGAGGGUCACAUUUGCAUGACCGAUUUCGGUCUUUGCAAAGAGGGUCUAUUGACACCAACCGACAAAACUGGUACUUUCUGUGGUACUCCUGAAUAUUUAGCACCCGAAGUACUUCAAGGCAAUGGUUAUGGUAAACAAGUGGAUUGGUGGAGUUUUGGUUCUCUCCUCUAUGAAAUGCUCACUGGUUUACCACCAUUCUACAAUCAAGACGUCCAAGAGAUGUAUCGUAAGAUCAUGAUGGAGAAAUUAUCUUUCCCACAUUUCAUUUCUCCAGAUGCUCGUUCCCUCUUGGAACAACUCUUGGAAAGAGAUCCUGAAAAAAGACUUGCCGAUCCAAAUCUUAUUAAAAGACAUCCUUUCUUCCGUUCCAUCGAUUGGGAACAAUUAUUCCAAAAGAAUAUUCCACCACCAUUCAUUCCAAAUGUUAAAGGUUCUGCUGAUACCUCUCAAAUUGAUCCAGUUUUCACUGAUGAAGCUCCUUCUUUAACUAUGGCUGGUGAAUGUGCUUUAAAUCCGCAACAACAAAAAGAUUUUGAAGGAUUUACAUAUGUCGCUGAAUCUGAACAUUUAAGAUAA
Molecule: messenger RNA, 1335 nt
Organism: Dictyostelium discoideum AX4
Lineage: Eukaryota; Evosea; Eumycetozoa; Dictyosteliales; Dictyosteliaceae
Gene: pkbA
Product: protein serine/threonine kinase
Exons: 3
Coding region: 1-1335 (444 amino acids)
Biological process (GO): regulation of chemotaxis; polyphosphate-mediated signaling; bleb assembly
Cellular component (GO): cell leading edge; cytosol
Molecular function (GO): cAMP-dependent protein kinase activity; protein serine kinase activity; protein serine/threonine kinase activity
Source: RefSeq, a predicted model, not a curated record